ACGCUAAAUAGGUUAGCUUCCAGGUUUUCAGGUUAAUCCAGGCUAUGCUCUUGCCUUGAAAUUAUGGCAUCGCUCCUUGUGAAUAUCCCAUUGAUCGGAUUAUUUGCCUGCGUCUUUUCCGUGAUUUUACUUGUACCUGCCAACGAAAGCGUGCUACUGUCGAUGCGUGCUAAACAAGCGUCAAAAUACCGUCCCGUUGUUAUCGUACAUGGAAUUCUCGAUCACGCAUUGGAGCUCAUCCAUCUUCAGCUCAACAUCCAAAAAGCCCAUCCUGGCACGGAUGUCUAUCUCAUCCCUUUAUACCAGUAUAUCAAAAGCGCCUGGCCGAUGUGGACGCAGGUCACCGGAUUUGGUGACUACAUCCGCAACGUAUCCGAUGCGCAUCCGGACGGGAUCAUCCUCAUUGGCUACAGCCAAGGCGGCCUGAUUUGCCGCGCGGUCAUUCAGGUGUUAAACAUCCACACGUAUAUUUCCUUAGCAUCUCCUCAAAUGGGACAGUACGGGGACACCAAUUAUUUAUAUUUAUUCCCAAACUACAUGAAAGACAACCUGUACAAGCUGCUGUACUCGCGAUUCGGGCAAACGUUUAGCGUCGGCGGAUACUGGAAAGAUCCGCACCAUUAUGACCUUUAUCAGUCCACCAGCACGUUCCUGCCCGUCCUGAACAACGAGACCCUGGUGCCCAGUCCCAACAUGACGCUGUACCGGCGCAACAUGCUCCGUCUGAAGAAGUUCAUCAUGAUCGGCGGACCGGAUGACGGCGUGGUGACCCUCUGGCAGUCGUCGCAUUUCGGCUUCUACAACGAGAACGAGACGGUGGUGCCGUUCCGGCAGCAGGAAAUAUACCGGCGCGACUCCUUCGGGCUGCGGACGCUGGAUAAACGCGGUGAUCUGGUCAUACUGGAGAAGGCCGGUGUGCACCAUACGCAGUGGCAUGUUGAUCCCAUAGUGUUUCGUGAUCUGAUCGAACCCUGGCUGAGCUAACGAUAAAAUUAUUUGCAAUGUAUUAUGAAGGUAGAAAUCUUUUGUUUCUAAAACGGAUAAAGCGCGGCAUCUGUUAAUUCCGUAGUUAACUUGUUGUUAACGGAUUGUACAUGCACCAGUAACUGUAUGGUAAAAUUAUUAUACUCUGUUUGAGUGCGUUCAAUUUUUUCCCUUUGUAAAAAGCGAAUUAAGAGUAUUACUUUAA
Molecule: messenger RNA, 1189 nt
Organism: Paramacrobiotus metropolitanus
Lineage: Eukaryota; Metazoa; Tardigrada; Eutardigrada; Parachela; Macrobiotidae
Product: lysosomal thioesterase PPT2-A-like
Exons: 6
Coding region: 64-984 (306 amino acids)
Cellular component (GO): lysosome
Molecular function (GO): thiolester hydrolase activity
Source: RefSeq, a predicted model, not a curated record